GAUCCGGACAGUUGAACUCGGCCGACAUUCAUCUUCAUUGUACUAUUUAUUGCUUGCAUCCUGAUACUUAUUGGCACUGAAAGCUUCCUUAUCAAUCAUCCAGGGAACAUACCUUAAAGCCACUCAAGAUGCCAGGAAACUACGGGGAUUACCAGAUGGAAAUCUAUGGCGAGGGCGCUUUCUUGGGCAAGGUGCCCAGUGUCACGACAGACCCUCGCCUCCUCGAGGAACAUGCACGCAAGGCAUUGGGCGCUCGUGCCUUCAACUACGUCUCUGGAGGAGCUGGAGAAAAGGCUACUAUGGACAGCAAUCGACUGGCCUUUCGUCAAUGGAAGCUAAUCCCAAGAAUGAACAUAUCGACGGAUCGCCAAGAUGUCUCAGUAAACCUCUUCGGCCAGGAAUACCCUAACCCGCUUAUCAUGGCACCAGUGGGCGUCCAAGGCAUCUUCCACGAAGACAAAGAAACCGGGUUAGCAGAAGCGUGUGCGGAUGUUGGUGUUCCGUAUACUCUCAGCACAGCCAGCACAAGCACCAUCGAAGAAGUGGCAGCGGCUAAUGGGGAUGGGAAGAGAUGGUUUCAACUCUACUGGCCAUUCGACAACGAUAUAACUCUAUCAUUGCUGAAGCGCGCAAAGGAAAACGGGUACUCGGUUCUCGUGGUGACAUUGGACACUUGGUCUCUUACCUGGCGACCAGCAGACCUAGACAAUGCCUAUAUCCCUUUCCUUAAAGGCAUCGGGGUCCAGGUGGGCUUUAGUGACCCAGUAUUCCGUGCCAAGUUUGAAAAAUCUACAGGUACAAAGGUAGAGGAUGAUAUUCUCGGGGCAUCUCGGGCGUGGAUUGGGGAUGCUUUCCCUGGAAAGCCACACACCUGGGAUCAGGUUGCCUUUUUGCGGAAACACUGGGAUGGUCCGCUUGUGCUCAAAGGCAUCCAGCAUGUAGGAGAUGCCAAGUUUGCACUUGAGGCUGGUUGUGACGGAAUAGUUGUCUCGAACCAUGGAGGUCGACAAGUCGACGGCGCUAUUGGCUCGUUGGAGGUUCUUCCCGAGAUUGUCGACGCCGUCGGUGAUAAAAUGACGGUCCUCUUUGACUCCGGAAUCCGUACUGGAGUCGAUGCCAUCAAAGCUCUAUGCCUCGGGGCAAAAGCAGUUCUCGUUGGCAGGCCUGUGAUAUACGGACUCGCCAUUGGUGGGAAAUUAGGGGCUAAAUCCGUGUUGAGAGGCCUGCUGGCAGACCUCUGGCAGAGCAUGAGCUUAUCUGGGAUUACCACAGUCGCUGAUUGCAAUCGAGAAAAGUUGCGGAAGGUUCUAUAUGGAGGAGAUCUCAAGGCUAUGAUGUAAAAUUCGUUGGCUUGCAUUCCUGGGUUUGCGCGUGAUCAUGCUCUCUCAGCUUUUUGGGUGGCUGUAACACUGUCUGCGCCUUCACCGUCUCCGCCCUGUAUCUAAGACUGUUUGAACAUUCCGAAAUAAUAUAUUGUCAAUAAUCCCUGACUUGCAGCCUUCAACAACGGACGCGCCCC
Aspergillus wentii DTO 134E9 is the source of this 1519-nucleotide messenger RNA. RefSeq names its product lactate 2-monooxygenase. Lineage: Eukaryota; Fungi; Ascomycota; Eurotiomycetes; Eurotiales; Aspergillaceae. The transcript is spliced from 5 exons. The record is from RefSeq and is a predicted model, not a curated record. Gene Ontology annotation, molecular function: FMN binding; oxidoreductase activity. Bases 129 to 1340 code for a protein of 403 amino acids.